GGCCCGCCAUCCAUUUCUUCGAGCAUCUCCCACCCUCUCCACUCCUCCGCCCUCCUCCUCACUCUUAUCCUCCGUUCCUACUUUUUCUGCUUUGCCGCGUCGCCGGUUCCGCCCUCCACCCUUUCGACUACUUCUCAAUUCCCUUAUCCUGCUUUAGCCCCUGAUCGCCAGAUACAUCUUCCCCUAAUCUCCAUCUCUGCUCGGGUGUGAUACUUUACGUUUCUACCAGAUCCUACAAUGGCGGGGAGACCUAGCAACAGGUCGAGCCAAACGCAGCCGGUGGCCCCAGCCACGGCCCGCCAAAACGAGUAUUUUGUGCCUCGCGAUGGCAUCGACCGAGAGGUCAUCACAUCAGACAUUUGCAGAUAUUUGGGGAAUGACGCAUUAGUGCGCCCUGGCACUUAUGAGUCACCAGACGGCCGUGUCACGCAAGGCUAUUUCAUCACGGCAUACCGGAACUUGACAUCGGCUAUGAUCCAAGAUCUCAAGGCCGACUCCGCUCGGUGGGAGCAGGAGAGGCGCGCCGCGUCAAGGUCCUCAGGCGGCGCUGGAGGAUCCCGGGAUCAGGCUCGUGGGCAGGACUACAGCGCGUGGAAGAACAAUCAGCGGGAGAAAGGAUACAGCAGUGCCUCGUACGAUUCUGCCAUGGACAUGGACAUUGACUAUGCGCACGCACCACCCCCUGCCGCUACUCCAGUUUAUCCGGGCCAGCAGUAUCCAGGACCGCCCGCCGCCAACUACCCUCCGGCCGCCUAUCCGCCACAGGUCCACGCUGCUGCCGCGCAGUAUUCAGCCCAGCCAGGCUACGGGUAUGCGACCAACCCUCCUCCUACGCAGUACUCUCCACAACCCCAGACUUCCGGAGACAGGUACUCUGCGAUCCCUCCGCCUCCCAUUGCCGGGUCAUACCCCCAAGAUGCUGCAUACGUUCAUGGGUCAAACUACCAAACCUCUGGAGGUUAUGCCGCCCCCGGUCCCAACAGGAUGCCAUCGGUCAUAUCUCAUGCGUCUGCCGCUCCCUCGAGGACUUACACUGCUCCCACGGCUGGCACACCUGUGUAUGGGUCAGAGACAGAUCCGUACAGUUAUCCUCCUCCUGCAGGAAACCCUGCGCCCCAGGGUUUCCCGACGGAUGGUCUCUACGGUCGCGGUGCGUACCCUACAGCAACAGCCAGCAUUCCGGAGUCUUCGUCUGAUGUUUUAGGUUCCCCUGCAGGUGCCACGCAACGGCCGGGCUACUCAGCCCCUCCGGAUCCUCAGUAUGUUGACCUUCAGAAUCCCGGGCUGCAAGCUGCAACCACACCCACAACGACGGCCCCGGCUCAAAUGGCAGGCGUCACAGCGCCGCCCGCCCGCCAACGUGAACGUGACUCCGAGCCGAGGGAACGGGAGCGCGAACCAAGAGACCACAGGGAUCCAAGGGCUCGCCGCUCGGAACCAGAACGCGACGACAGGCAUGCCGACAGGAACCGUCACCGCCAUCGCUAACGCGGCCACACGCAGGAUUUGAUUCUGAGCCUCUUCCACCCCGGGCUUGCCACCCGGAUACCUGGAUCUCAUGAACGCUUUGAUUUCUUCCUUCUUGCUAAUCUGUCGACCCUGGAUGGGGUCAAUGAA
Molecule: messenger RNA, 1617 nt
Organism: Parathielavia appendiculata
Lineage: Eukaryota; Fungi; Ascomycota; Sordariomycetes; Sordariales; Chaetomiaceae
Exons: 4
Coding region: 238-1488 (416 amino acids)
Source: RefSeq, a predicted model, not a curated record